GGGACAAUAUCUGUUUAAAAAUAAACCUCCUGAUGGGACGGCACCACCCAACUCAUUCUAUAGAGCACUUUACCCCAAAAUUAUACAAGACAUAGAGACAAUAGAGUCAAACUGGAGGUGUGGAAGGCACAGUUUACAGAGGAUCCACUGCCGAAGCGAGACAAGCAAAGGAGUUUAUUGUUUACAGUAUGAUGACCAGAAGAUAGUAAGUGGCCUACGAGACAAUACUAUCAAGAUCUGGGAUAAGAAUACAUUGGAAUGCAAGCGAAUUCUCACCGGACACACGGGUUCUGUCCUGUGCCUCCAGUACGAUGAACGGGUGAUCAUUACUGGAUCUUCAGACUCAACAGUCAGGGUGUGGGACGUGAAUGCAGGCGAGAUGCUGAACACACUGAUUCACCACUGCGAAGCAGUACUGCACCUCCGCUUCAAUAACGGCAUGAUGGUGACAUGUUCCAAAGACCGUUCCAUUGCUGUAUGGGACAUGGCUUCACCAACAGACAUCACCCUGAGGAGGGUGCUAGUAGGGCACCGAGCUGCUGUCAACGUAGUGGACUUUGAUGACAAGUACAUUGUAUCAGCAUCAGGUGACAGAACUAUAAAGGUAUGGAACACUAGUACCUGCGAAUUUGUGCGCACCUUAAAUGGCCACAAACGAGGCAUUGCAUGUCUGCAGUACAGAGACAGGCUAGUAGUGAGCGGCUCUUCAGAUAAUACUAUCAGGCUGUGGGAUAUCGAGUGUGGGGCAUGUUUACGAGUACUGGAAGGCCAUGAAGAGUUGGUGAGAUGCAUACGCUUUGAUAACAAGAGGAUAGUCAGUGGGGCAUAUGAUGGGAAAAUUAAAGUAUGGGAUCUUGUGGCUGCUUUGGACCCCCGUGCUCCAGCAGGGACCCUCUGCUUGCGAACCCUUGUGGAGCAUUCUGGAAGAGUCUUUCGGCUUCAGUUUGAUGAGUUCCAGAUCGUCAGCAGCUCACAUGAUGAUACCAUCCUCAUCUGGGAUUUUCUGAAUGACCCAGCCGCCCAAGCAGAAUCCACUCGUUCCCCGUCCAGAACAUACACCUACAUCUCAAGAUAAAUAACACUACACUGUACCUCACACUCGCACAGGACUCAUUUAAGCUGCAGUAUUUAAAUGCCAGGACAAAAGAACUAUCCACGUAACCAAUACUUGCUGAAGAGAGAGGCUCUCAGACUUGUUUCUGGAACAAAGUUGGCAUGCGGUUGAUCUCAGACAGGGUCUACUCAGCGUGGCUGACUGCUAAAGUGCUGCUAUAUCAGAAGAUGUCUUUUAUCUUUCAUGAACAGUUAACAUUUUUAAACCUUCCCA
Nestor notabilis (Kea) is the source of this 1327-nucleotide messenger RNA. Its product is annotated as F-box/WD repeat-containing protein 1A. NCBI's taxonomy places the organism in Eukaryota, Metazoa, Chordata, Aves, Psittaciformes, Psittacidae. The record is from RefSeq and is a predicted model, not a curated record. The annotation marks the transcript as partial. The transcript has 9 exons. Gene Ontology annotation, molecular function: protein binding.